This is a messenger RNA of Aureobasidium subglaciale EXF-2481, 907 nucleotides long. RefSeq lists its product as uncharacterized. Bases 106 to 699 code for a protein of 197 amino acids. NCBI's taxonomy places the organism in Eukaryota, Fungi, Ascomycota, Dothideomycetes, Dothideales, Saccotheciaceae. The record is from RefSeq and is a predicted model, not a curated record. The transcript has a single exon.
CUUUUCCACCCAUGACGUUGACCGAGCAUGUGAAAGUCGAGGUCAAGCAUUGUCGCGUCCGCCGGCCGACACCAUGACCUCCGUUCCAAUCACUCCCUCAACAACAUGGAUGACCCUGUGGCCGAGAUCCCCUACGUGAUUGCCCUUCUGACCGAGACUCCCCCAUCAUUACAACUCUCGACGGUCAAUCAGUACUUCACUUCCGAUGCGAGCUUCACUCACCCCUUCUGCCGGACUGGCUCGUCGGCGCAUUCUCGCUACCUGAUUGAACGCAUCUACCGAUGGUACAAGAUCAUGUCUCCACGCAUCACCGCAAACGUCCACAGCGUCUCCUUUGAUGAGAAGAAUCUUGUCCUGUACGUCGGUCUCACCCAGGUCUUCGCCAUCUGGGCUAUCCCUACACAUCGAUCAGAGGUCUCGCUAGUCACCGUCCUCCACUUGUCUCCUCAGAAGGAUUCGAGAGACCACGACAAGGUCAAAUACUACAUCUCCAGCCAGAAUGAUCUAUACCAGACGGAUCAGUUCAUCAAGUUUAUUCUGCCUUGGAUCUCCAUCCUUGUCCCCAUCUGGCAGUUCUUGGCUACCAUCUUCUGCGUCAUUGGCAGUUACUUAUUCGCUCCUGUCACUUGGUGGGAGGAGCACUUUCAAGAUCACUUCACAAGGCCCGAAAGACCUCCCAAGUGGAGCGACGCUAGGUGAUAUAUACACACUACUAUACAACCUUGAUCAAUUUACCAAGGGAUGGACAUACACCCUGUCGGUGUCUUGGAAGCUUCUACGCUGUCCGUCUGUCUUACACAUGAACGCCUUCCCGGAACUUCACAGUGUUGCAAGGAGCCAUAGAGACCGUGUUGGCGUACAUUGUUGACAAGAAAGAGGCCAUGCUGCUCUUUGUCCCAUACUUUAU